AUGGCGCAGUACAAAGCGGCUCGGGGGCCGGAUGAGGAUCCAGCCCCGUCGUCGUCCGCCGACCCUGGCCCAGAGCGUCAUCACCAGGUGGCUGGUCUGGCCGAGGCGGCCCAUCGCCAGCUCCAGCAAGCACAGACUGUGACAGAGCUACAUCAAGCCAUCGAUGCUUUUCGUGCAGCUGAGCCUCAACACGGUCACGUUGCGUUUCUCAAUGCGACCAUGGAACGUGUGGCCGAAAUUGACGAGCCCUUGCCCCUGGCCACCUAUGAUAACCUUUUGAACAUCUUUCCCAAAACUAACACAUUCAAGACAUCCUCGCUACUGGAUGCCAUUUGGCCACGACAAACUCUUCAGGGCGAGGCAGCGCUGCGCGUCCUCAACCACAUGGAGACGGAUGGCCUCAUUCCGCAAGCAAGCACACAUGCCAUUUUGCUGCGCACUUUUGGCGCUGCAUCGGCACCGGUUAAAAAGGUCACAUACAUGGCCUAUUGGAUGCAGCGUUUCUUUGGCAGCAACCCCUUUGCCCUGCCCUUGCCCCUGCCACAGACAGAUGAGGCCUGGCUGCAUCUUGCUUUGCGUCGCUUUGCCGGCAAAGAUGCCACCGUCCAUGGCGCACGGCUGAGAAUCCCUCGCUCGCUCUUCCUCAAUUGGUGGUUGAAGGGCGCCAACGAGCCUGGAUUUCAGGCCGACGUCAUCACUACCUCACACUGGGCUUUCGAGAUGAUGCCUCUGGACAUGGAUGAUGCCGGCCGCACCAACACCGUCGUCGAUCGCGACAUUGAGACGUGGCGCCGGUUUGCUGACCGCUGGAUGCGCCAGCUGCAGCGCCUAACCCAGCACGAGUGCCAAACCAUGAUUCAUCUCCAGUAG
Messenger RNA from Monosiga brevicollis MX1, 870 nucleotides. RefSeq lists its product as uncharacterized. Gene Ontology annotation, cellular component: mitochondrion. The record is from RefSeq and is a predicted model, not a curated record. The transcript is spliced from 6 exons. NCBI's taxonomy places the organism in Eukaryota, Choanoflagellata, Craspedida, Salpingoecidae. Bases 1 to 870 code for a protein of 289 amino acids.